This is a messenger RNA of Linum tenue, 280 nucleotides long. NCBI's taxonomy places the organism in Eukaryota, Viridiplantae, Streptophyta, Magnoliopsida, Malpighiales, Linaceae. The record is from the annotation of a GenBank genome assembly.
CUUCCGGCCGGUGGACUACAGUAAAUGCUCAGAAGAGGGAAAAAGGGAUUGCGAAGCAGUUGAAGACCUGCAGAAGCCAUGGUUAAAGCUAGCUGACUGAAUGGGGAAGCCUAUGGCCAGCCUACUGCGGUACGAAAUUUCGUCGAACCACACGGGACAGCUAAAGGCUGUUCCAUGUCUAUAUUUGGUGCUUGCUUUUAACUUCCGUGCGACUGGUAGUAGAAUGGUUGAAAGAGGGCUAUGUCCAGAUUUGUGCUUGAGUUUAUGGCUGGCGUUCGAG